AUGUCUUUACAUUUGAAACCUUUACAUUUGAAACCUGUACAUCCAAAAUUGUCUUUACAUUUGAAAUCUUUACAUCUGAAAUUGCCUUUACAUUUGAAGCCUUUACAUCAGAAAUUGCCUUUACAUUUGAAACCUUUACAUCUGAAAUGGCCUUUACAUUUGGAACCUUUACAUCUGAAAUGGCCUUUACAUUUGAAACCUUUACAUCUGAAAUGGCCUUUACAUUUGAAACCUUUACAUCUGAAAUUGUCUUUACAUUUGAAACCUUUACAUCUGAAAUUCCCUUUACAUUUGAAAACUUUACAUCUGAAAUUGCCUUUACAUUUGAAACCUUUACAUCUGAAAUGGCCUUUACAUUUGAAACCUUUACAUCUGAAAUUGCCUUUAUAUUUGAAACCUUUACAUCUGAAAUUCCCUUUACAUUUGAAACCUUUACAUCUGAAAUUGCCUUUACAUUUGAAACCUUUAAACCUCAAAUUGCCUUUACAUUUGAAACCUUUAAACCUCAAAUUGCCUUUACAUUUGAAACCUUUACAUCUGAAAUUGCCUUUACAUUUGAAACCUUUACAUCUGAAAUUGCCUUUACAUUUGAAACCUUUAAACCUCAAAUUGCCUUUACAUUUGAAACCUUUAAACCUCAAAUUGCCUUUACAUUUGAAACCUUUACAUCUGAAAUUGCCUUUACAUUUGAAACCUUUAAACCUCAAAUUGCCUUUACAUUUGAAACCUUUACAUCUGAAAUUGCCUUUACAUUUGAAACCUUUACAUCUGAAAAAAAAAUUGUCUUUACAUUUAAUUAAACCGAUAUCUUGCUAA
This is a messenger RNA of Argiope bruennichi, 816 nucleotides long. RefSeq lists its product as uncharacterized. The transcript has a single exon. The record is from RefSeq and is a predicted model, not a curated record. The coding region runs from base 1 to 816 and encodes 271 amino acids. NCBI's taxonomy places the organism in Eukaryota, Metazoa, Arthropoda, Arachnida, Araneae, Araneidae.